AUGAUAGCAGAAACAGCCCUGGACAUUGGAGGUCGUUUCCAGGUCUUCAUUCUCGUUGAUGUAAAAGACGGAGGGCUGGACUUGUUUGAUGAUCGUGUCUACAAUGAAACCCUCAAGAAGAGCGUCCCGGACGAGUUCAGAGACAUGGCUUUACUGUUCAACGAGCCGCUGCUUCGCGAGUGGUAUCCUAAAUUCAGCGAACAUGGUGCUCAAGAUCAGAUGUAUCAGGCUUUGCAGGUUUUCAGUUAUUCGUUCCCGGAAUUCGACUAUGUUUGGCAGCUAGAAAUGGAUGCUAGAUAUACGGGAAACGUUGCCACAAUGUUGACGAAUGCUGGCCUCUGGGCGGAACGACAGCCACGGAAGAAUCUGUGGGAACGCAACGCUCGGUGGUUUGUCUCAGGGUUGUGGGAUGACUACAGCGAAUUCUCAGCCCACGUUGAUGAGGAGUUCUCUGAUGACAGCGGCAUUUGGGGACCAGCCCCUGGCGCUGAGCACUAUAUCAAACCUCAGGGACCAACACCGCCCGACCGUCAGCAUGCGACUUGGGGAGUUGGCGAGGCCGCAGAUCUCCUCACCUUUGCACCAAUGAUCGACACAAUCGGAAGCAACUGGACCUACGAGCACACUGUUCACGGCUUCCAACCAGGAGACGGUCUUCCACGACGCAUGGGCAUCGUCAGCAUGACUCGGACAUCACGCCGUCUACUUCGUCUGAUAUCUGCCGAGCAGAGAGCGACCGGUGCCUGGGUCGUCAGCGAGUCCACACCGGAGACAUGGUCGUUCCUGCAUGGUCUGAAGGCAGUGUACGUGCCUCAUCUAUUUGCCUUCAACUUCGAGGACGGCGACAUGAGCACGGUGGAACUCGACAAUAUGGUGCACAGAGGACCUGCCCACAGCCUUGCUAGUGGUGAGAAGACGGGGUUUCUAUGGUGUGAAAAUGGCAUGGGCAUACCGGAGGGUCGCUGGCUUUCUGCGAGUUACUUUUACUGGGCUGGGGAUGCACCGAAUGUCUGGUGGGACUAUACGAAUGGGACUUGCACCUAUCCGUUGCUCCUUCAUCCUGUCAAGCAAGGCUGA
Zasmidium cellare ATCC 36951 is the source of this 1077-nucleotide messenger RNA. RefSeq lists its product as uncharacterized. NCBI's taxonomy places the organism in Eukaryota, Fungi, Ascomycota, Dothideomycetes, Mycosphaerellales, Mycosphaerellaceae. The transcript has a single exon. The record is from RefSeq and is a predicted model, not a curated record. The coding region runs from base 1 to 1077 and encodes 358 amino acids.